Messenger RNA from Nannizzia gypsea CBS 118893, 1725 nucleotides. Its product is annotated as peptidyl-prolyl cis-trans isomerase cyp8. The record is from RefSeq and is a predicted model, not a curated record. Gene Ontology annotation, cellular component: catalytic step 2 spliceosome. The transcript has 4 exons. Lineage: Eukaryota; Fungi; Ascomycota; Eurotiomycetes; Onygenales; Arthrodermataceae. The coding region runs from base 1 to 1725 and encodes 574 amino acids. Gene Ontology annotation, biological process: protein polyubiquitination; protein folding; protein peptidyl-prolyl isomerization. Gene Ontology annotation, molecular function: peptidyl-prolyl cis-trans isomerase activity; ubiquitin-ubiquitin ligase activity.
AUGGGGAAAGGCACCGAUAAGCUCUAUAUCACUCAUUCAGAAUGGGCUUCAGAGGAUGCAUUCUCUGCCAAUGUCGGCGCUGGUGCUGCACGACAGAAGACCGGCGGCCCCCACGCGUCUUUUAAACGAUUACCGUUCAACUUUUGCUCGUUAUCACUCCAGCCCUUUUCUCACCCCGUGUGCACCUCGGAUGGAAUCAUAUUCGACCUGACACACAUUCUGCCCUGGAUUAAAAAGAACGGGACCAACCCUGUGAAUGGCGCUCCUAUGAAGAACUCGGACCUGAUCAAGCUCCAUUUCGCAAAGAACGACUCGGAUGAAUAUGUUGACCCUGUCACAUAUAAAGUGUUCACAGAUAACACGCAUAUAGUCGCGCUUGGGAAUACGGGGAAUGUCUUUGCCUGGGAUACCGUGCAAAAGCUCAACAUCAAGCCUAAAAUGUGGCGGGACCUGGUAAAUGAUGAAGAGUUCGGUAGGAAGGAUAUAAUCACAUUACAGGAUCCGCAUAAUGUGAAUUCCCGAGACCUUAGUACCUUCAAAUACCUAAAAGACGGGGAAAGGAAUACCACAAGCGGGAAAGACGACCAGAGCAUCAACCUUAAUGCAAUGGGCAGCUCCGCAAAGAUCCUGCGAGCGAAAGAGGCCGUGGCUAAGGCGCGGGCCGAGAGAGAGCAAAAGGCAGCAUCAGCCAAUGCGUUAAGCCAGAAACAAAAAGAUGUUUCAGCCGUCAAGAAGAAUGCGACCACUAACCAAGGCGGUAAACCUGUGCCAUUUAACGCAGCAAGACAUACUACCGGUUUAGCCGCUGCGUCCUUUACUAGCACAGGUCUAACACCACAUACCGCUGCCGACUUGUCAAUAAUGUCAGACGAAGAAUACAUGCUGAAACGUGGGCGAGUAAAGAUAAAGGGCUAUGCUCGGAUAGUUACCAAUCUGGGUGAUCUUAACAUUGAACUACACACGGAACAUGCACCAAAAGCCGUGUGGAAUUUCAUUCAACUAGCUAAAAAGGGUUACUACAAGGGUGUCACUUUUCACCGGAAUAUCAAAGGCUUUAUGAUUCAGGGCGGUGAUCCAACUGGUACUGGCAGAGGAGGGGAAAGUAUCUGGGGCAAAAGUUUCGCAGAUGAGGUUAUUGGACCCCUUAAGCAUGAUGCUAGAGGGACUCUGAGCAUGGCCAAUAAAGGAAAAGAUACCAACAGUAGUCAGUUUUUUUUCGCGUAUCGUGCGGUCCCCCAUCUGAACGGGAAACACACUAUCUUCGGCCAUCUGAUUGACGACCCUUCUCCGUCUUCACCGACUCUAGAUGCAAUGGAAGUGGCUCCUGUGGACUCUAGCACAAAUAGACCUACUCCCGCCAUUACCAUCCAUGAUGUGGUGGUAUUUGUGGAUCCUUUUGAAGAAUUCCUGAAUAAGAAACGGGAAGAGGAAAAUGCUCAGCAAUCAGUCUCUGGAGCUGGUGGCGAUAUUAAAGAUAAAGGGGACGAUGACCAUGUUACAUGGACUGGCAAAAGAUUACGUGGAUAUGGCUCAAAUGAGAGUGUUGGUGCUUCUGGGAAUGCGUCUGGGGUCGGCAAAUAUCUGAAGUCAGCAGCUGCAGCCUCAAGGGGAAAUGAGGAUGAGAUCGUUGAAUUUGUUGACGAAGAUGAACCCGAGUCAGAACAUGCACGUAAGAAAGUCAAGAACUCGGGGCGCGGAGGCUUCGGGAAUUUCGAUUCAUGGUGA